Molecule: messenger RNA, 3458 nt
Organism: Leptonychotes weddellii (Weddell seal)
Lineage: Eukaryota; Metazoa; Chordata; Mammalia; Carnivora; Phocidae
Source: RefSeq, a predicted model, not a curated record
UCGCGUAAUGGCGGACGCGGGCCGGGUGAACGCGGCUGGGGGCGUAGCGCGCUGAGGGGGGUCUGGCUGUGUGGCAACCCCGGAGGCGGCCCGCGGGAACAGACCCCGUGCGGGGAAGGGCGGCUGGCCGGCCCAUCUGUCGCUGAGGGCGACCGCGCGAGACCAGGUUGUUUUUCAUCAUUCAGAACAUUGCCUGAAGCAGGUCCACCAUGCCGUUAGUAACGAGGAACAUCGAGCCAAGGCACCUGUGCCGUCAGACGUUGCCUAGCGUUAGAAGCGAGCUGGAAUGCGUGACCAACAUCACCCUGGCAAAUGUCAUCCGACAGCUGGGCAGCCUGAUUGAUCCUCCUGCCUGGAGAACUCUCACCAUCCUUGUAGCUGAUCUUCAAGGCCUAGCUUUUGGCAUGGGGUUCAUCUUCAGGUACCCACCCACCUUGGUGUACCAGAACGGCAGUAUUGGCCCUGUUGAAAAUGUGGACGGAAACAGCUACCCACCGCCACCGCUGUCAGACUCCACUUCUCCACCUUCUCCUUCCUUCUCUGAGGAUAGCUUGCCUCCCCCACCAGCAGAAUUCAGCUGCCCAGCAGACAGCAACCAAAGAGGGCCUGGCUUAGCCGGACCCAAAAGAUCCAGCGUGGUCAGCCCAAGCCAUCCACCACCAGCUCCUCCUCUGGGCUCUCCACCAGGCUCCAAACCCGGGUUUGCCCCACCACCUGCCCCUCCGCCUCCGCCUCCACUGAUGGGCGUUCCACCCCCCCCACCGCCUGGAGGAUUUGGGUCUCCAGGGACCCCACCACCACCUUCACCCCCAUCUUUCCCACCUCACCCCGAUUUUGCUGCCCCUCCGCCUCCUCCCCCACCACCCGCAGCUGACUACCCAACUCUGCCACCACCUCCCUUGUCCCAACCAGGAGGAGGCGGCGCGCCUCCCCCUCCCCCUCCUCCCCCUCCUCCGGGGCCCCCUCCUCUCCCUUUCAGUGGUACAGAAAGCCCGUCUGUCGCACCACCACCACUUUCUGAUGCCACCAAGCCUAAGUCCUCCUUGCCUCCUGUGAGCGAUGCCCGCAGCGACUUACUUUCAGCCAUACGUCAAGGUUUUCAGCUGCGCAGGGUUGAGGAGCAGCAGGAACAAGAGAAGCGUGACGUUGUGGGCAACGACGUAGCCACCAUCUUGUCCCGUCGGAUUGCCGUGGAGUAUAGCGACUCCGAGGAUGAUUCCUCUGAGUUUGAUGAGGACGACUGGUCGGAUUAACUCUUUCCUGCCUGCUGCCCACCUCCUUUUUCUUCCCUCCUGCUGCCUUCGUUGAUGCAUAUCUGAACAGUCUAAUGGGGGGAAAAGGGAGGAAAAAAGAAUUUCAAGGGGCCAAAGUCUUCCCUGAAGCAACCAAAGAUAUAUCCAAGUGCUUCCUCUAAAUCAACGUAUAUUUUCCCAUCUCCCCAUGGACAGGCCCCAUGGGCUCCUGAGAUUCAGUAGCUGAGAUGUUCCCUCUUCCCUUCAAGUGACUGUUGCAUAUUGAAGAGAAGGAAAAACUCCCAAGCAGAUCCCUUUGAUUGGGUUUAGAUUGGAGUUGGUACCUUCCCCUGGGAGCCAUCUUCAACUGUGGUCUCCUUCCAAACUCCUUACCCUUCAAAUAAUGCCAGCCAUCUUCUGGUCCUAAAGCCUGCAGGGGCACGGCCAGCCCCUUUCCCAUGCACUGAGAGGGCUGAGCAGGCCACAUGCCCUAGCAGCCAGACUGCCACACUUUUCUAUGUCUGGAUGCCCUUUAUUCUAGGAGCCAUCAGGCCCUAAAGAGUGUCUCCCCCUCUGCCCAGAAAUGGUGCCUUUCUGAAGGCUGAAGUUGUUGCCUCCUUCCCAGUCUCCCUCUCUAGGUGUUCAAGUGUCCUUUAAAUGCCCCUCCCUCACUACCAGGUGCUCUAGGCACCACAGCCCAGUUCAGACCUCUAAUAGCCAUGACCAAACUAGCCCUGACACGCAGGGAUCUGGACCUCUGCCGACUGUCAGGAGCCAAGCUUAGAGACUUGGAACUGCAGAACUGGAAGAAUGGUGGAACUCCUUGGAUCUUAUGCUCCUAAUGAUGCUGAAAUCUAGAAAUGGGAAAUGACUUGCUCCGGGUCACACAUAGGAUGGUGACAACUCUAGAGCCCAGAAUUCCUGAUUCCAAGUCACCUAUGCCUUCUGGGACCAAAUAGUGGGCACUUGCUGGAGACGAGGCAGAACAGUCUUGGCUCUGUGCUACUCCAGACCUCACCAUAGGUGGGAGUCCCAGUAGGAGGGCUCAGAGCCAGUGCCAGGCCUAUCUGUGCUGCUCAGACCCUUACAGCCUGUCUUACAAUUCUCUCCUCCCCCUUUACUAUCACCAUUGAACCACAUGGCCUUGGGAGCUGCCCUUCUGGGGGACCAGAGGUAGUGAGAGAAGGAAGGGGGUACGCAGCUUUUACAGGUGCUGUUUUCAAUUCCUCUGCAACUUGUCCCCCUUUUAUUUCCCCAAUUUAAGCAUAGAUUCUGCCAACUGUAGAAACUUCAGUCCCUCAGGCUGGUGGCUGCCUCAGGUAGCUGCCUAGGGGGGCCUGGCAGCCGUGAGGAGGGCUGAAAGGCAGAGGGGCUCUGGGUCUUGUUUCCAGCUCCUUCCUCACUGCGUGCAGUGAUGUUCCCUCCCUCACUCCCCCUGUUCCCAGAGCUAAUACACAGGUGCUAUUAUUCAGAAAAAAACUGGUCAGCUUUGGCCAACAGUGAGGUUUCUUCUCUUCUGCCCUAACUAUUGUGUAGCCUCUUAUGCUGAAACCGGCUUCUCCUGGCUUCUCCGGCUUUCAGAGCCCUGAAACAAAGAGAAACAGGAUCUGUCUCUACCCAGCACAGCAAAUGGUUGUAGUAAUUGCCAAAGCCCUCAUAAACCCCUCCGGCUUGAGGAGAGUGUGUAAUCAUGGGUAGUACCGCUGUGCCCUGGCUGGAUGCUCCCCCUCUGCCUUCUUUCCUUGAACUCUGGCAUGGGGACUGAGCCUCUAGGGGCCAGCAUGCCCUCCUGCUGGGGCCGCUACAGAAUUUACCCUCCUCCCCCUCCCCAAUUGGGUGUCUGUGGCACAGGGCUGGCACCAUGCUCCAGUGCUGAGCAUACCAAGCGGUGUGUGCCCCCACCUUGCUUCCCGCCUUGCACUUUGGAAGCUGAAGGUGCUUUCCUUAGAACCCUAAAAUGGCUGUUGAAGGUGUCCCUGGCUGCAGCCCAGCAGUGGCUGGAGAGGCAGGUGGAGGGCAGUGGUUCUCCCAAAUAGAAGUCCUGGGGCCUGGCCAGGCCAGGGUUUGGGCCUAAUGGUUUUGACUAAAUUACCCCCAUCCCCCUCCUUUCCGGAAAAGGGGGAGCGAGCACCACUCGCUAUCAUUCUGCUCUGACCUUGAAGGGGGCGGUGUUGGCCUGGCUUCUGGAAUGGACACAGUCCGCCCUGGAAAGGGCUGGGGGCAGAA